This is a messenger RNA of Pediculus humanus corporis (human body louse), 5364 nucleotides long. RefSeq names its product collagen alpha-1, IV, chain precursor, putative. Gene Ontology annotation, cellular component: basement membrane; collagen trimer. The transcript has 25 exons. NCBI's taxonomy places the organism in Eukaryota, Metazoa, Arthropoda, Insecta, Psocodea, Pediculidae. The record is from RefSeq and is a predicted model, not a curated record. Gene Ontology annotation, molecular function: extracellular matrix structural constituent. The coding region runs from base 1 to 5364 and encodes 1787 amino acids.
AUGACGAAAGAAAUAAAAAUAUUUAAUUCUCGAGGAGAUUGGGGCGUUUCAACGUAUCAUCAUCCCGGUUCUCCUCAAUGCGACUGUGACGGAUUAAAAGGUUAUCCAGGUGAAGCCGGAGUUCCAGGAGUACACGGUCCUGAAGGACCGUCGGGUGACAUUGGACCCGAGGGUCCUGUAGGUCCAAAAGGAGAAAAGGGAGAAUAUGGUGAAUUUGGAGCUGUGGGAGAAAAGGGAGACAGGGGCGACCCUGGAGUCCAAGGAGACAAUGGAACACAAGGAUACGACGGCAAAAUGGGAGAAAAAGGAGUUGACGGUCUUCCAGGUUUAGACGGUUGUAAAGGAGUAGAUGGGCUUUCAGGUGUACCAGGAGUCCCUGGAAUUCCCGGUGGAAGAGGAGGAGUUGGAGAAGAUGGAGAGCGAGGACCACCAGGGGAAGCUGGAGAAGGAGGUGCCAACACUCAAGGAACAAAAGGUGAAAGAGGAGAUGAUGCUGCUGACGGUACACCAGGUUUUCCAGGUUACCCCGGAUUAAGAGGACCCCCCGGUCACCGUGGUCCCGCCGGAGAUAGAGGCAGACCAGGAUAUCCUGGACCUCCCGGACCACCCGGAGACAAAGCCGAACCGGUAAAAGGAUCACCUGGUUUAAAAGGAGAUCGCGGAGAACUUGGAGAACCUGGUCCUCCUGGAAAAUUAACCUAUACUAAUGAAUCGGAACUGGUUCAAGAACCCGGAUUUUCUACAUAUAAAGGGCAAAAAGGAAUGAGGGGAUCUCCAGGAGAACCGGGUCCAAGAGGAGCAAAAGGAGAACGUGGAAACAAGGGCCAAAAGGGAUACUCCGGAUUUCCAGGAAUGAAGGGUAUUAAAGGAAAUCAAGGACCGGAUGGUGAAAGAGGAAAACAAGGAAGAGAAGGUCCACCUGGUGCACCAGGUGAAAAAGGAGACAAAGGAGCUCCUGGAACGGCAGGUUUACCAGGAGCGGACGGAAUGAAAGGAGAUCGAGGGGAGCCGGGAUUUUCUGGAGCUCCUGGGCCUCAGGGUCCCGAAGGGCCUCCAGGAAUUUACGAUCCUGAUUUAGACGAAGAAGUGGAAGGAAUAACGGGGCCUCAAGGACCGAUGGGUUUUCCCGGAGAGAAAGGAGCCGAUGGUGUGCCGGGACAACAUGGACUUGCAGGUCACAUCGGACCACCCGGUGAACCCGGACCUCCGGGUGCCGCAGGACCGGCCGGACCGAGGGGAACAUCUAUCAAGGGAGAACAAGGAGCCGAUGGCAAUCAAGGAUCUCAAGGUCCGAUCGGUUUGUCGGGACCGGAAGGACCAGAAGGAGAAAAAGGUCUUCCAGGUUACACGAUAACAGGUCCACCCGGCGAAGACGGACGAGGUGGUCGAGACGGUUUUCCGGGAGUGGUGGGAGAUCGUGGAGACACGGGUGAACCGGGAGCCAAAGGUUUUCCCGGACGAGGAGUGGCAAUAGUGGGUCCCCCUGGAGAACCGGGUCCGCCAGGAUUCCCCGGUAUUCCAGGAUUACCGGGACUUCCUGGAUACGGAGGACAAAAGGGAAUGCAAGGAGAAAGGGGUGAAGAUUGCGGCGUUUGUCAACCAGGUAGAAAAGGAGAAAAGGGAGAUCGAGGUGACGCUGCUAGAGACGGAAGUCCUGGAGGCCCCGGUUUUCCCGGAUUUCCAGGAAUUAGAGGACCCAAAGGUCAGCCUGGAAUGCCAGGAAGACCAGGUUAUCCAGGUUUAGAUGGAAUCCCGGGUAGUACAGGUUUGGCCGGAACUCCCGGACCCAAAGGUGAAGCGGGAUCUAUUAUUUAUCCUCCGGACAGCAUGACUUUAGGACAUACGGGUGACCCAGGUUUGCCAGGUUUCCCAGGAGAACAAGGGCCUUGGGGUCCUAUGGGACCUCCAGGACCAGCUGGAGAACGGGGUUUAAGAGGAAGGAAAGGUGUAAAAGGUACCAUGGGAGCUCCAGGUAGUCAAGGUCGAGACGGGCGAGCAGGAGGUGAUGGUCAAGCCGGUCCUAAAGGAGACUCUGCUUUUGUUCCUAAGGAAUUCUUGAGAGGCGAUCCUGGAAUAGAUGGAUAUAGAGGUCUUCGAGGAGACAUUGGAGAGCCAGGUUUGGUUGGUUUACCAGGAGAUGCUGGAGAAUGGGUAUUAGAUAUUCAAGGAGAUAAAGGUUACAAAGGUCAGCCAGGAGAUUACGGUUUACCAGGCCGAAAAGGUGAACCUGGUCCAGCAGGAGAUCAAGGAUUCCCGGGACCUCAAGGUCCUCAGGGUUCCCAAGGUAUUUCUGCCCAAGGUGAAAUUGGAUUAAAAGGGUAUCCUGGAAUCACCGGAGAACAGGGACUAAGGGGCGAGCCUGGUAAACCCGGAUUAGCUGGCAAAAUGGGUCUGCCCGGAUUUGGUGGGCAAAAAGGAGCACGAGGUGAAAGAGGACAAAGCAUUCUUGAUGGUCCUUUUGGUCUUCAAGGCCCCAAAGGACAGCCAGGGGAUGUUGGAGAUGAAGGAUUUGCUGGACCCCCGGGAACAGCCGGUGUCACUGGACAAAAAGGAAUUAAAGGAAUGAAAGGAGCAGCAGGAUACGUUGGCUUACAUGGAUUAAGAGGAGAAAGAGGACAACAGGGAGCCAUCGUUCAAGGACCUCCUGGUUUUCCUGGUAGUCCUGGAUUUAACGGCGCUAAAGGGCAACAGGGAGAUGAAGGUUACCCCGGUGAAGACGGAUUCCCCGGUAUUCUUGGAGAAAAAGGAACAAAGGGAGACAUUGGAAACCAAGGAAGAGUUGGUGAGCCCGGAGACGCUGGAGCACCUGGUUUGCCCGGAUUAGAUGGAAGAAUGGGAAGUCCGGGUGUUUUUGGUGAACAAGGAGAUCGGGGAGAUGUAGGAAUACCUGGAGUUCCAGGUGUAAAAGGAAGAAUGGGUAUGCCGGGUACACCAGGAUUAAAGGGCAGUACUGGAGACCCGGGAAAUUUCGGAGGCAUGGGAUUUCGCGGACCUCCUGGAUAUCCGGGGCUGCCUGGAGAUCCAGGAUUACCCGGACUGGACGGUUUGCCAGGGGAUUCUAGUUUUAGCGGUCCUAAAGGAGAACCAGGAGAUCCAGGAGUUGAUGGGCAACCGGGAAUUCCGGGUCCUAGAGGUUUGGAUGGUUUAAAGGGAGAAAGGGGAGAUGAAGGUUUUAUCAUUUUCGGGGGUGCAGGUCAGCCUGGUGAGGGAGGAAGAGCUGGAUUCCCCGGUGUUGUAGGUCGUCCGGGACCAAAGGGAGAAAGAGGAGAUCCUGGCAUACCAGGUGAAAAAGGUGAACAGGGAGAUAUAGGAAAUGUUGGUUUUGUCGGAAAUAGAGGCCGAGAUGGAGCUUUUGGACUACGAGGAGUUCCUGGAUUACCAGGAAGUGAUGGUAGAGUAGGUGAAAAAGGUGUUCAAGGCGACGAAGGUGAUCCAGGAGUUAUCGGUAGACCAGGAAUGCCUGGAGACCUCGGACCGGAAGGACCUCGGGGAUUGCCCGGUUAUCCUGGGGCUAAAGGAGCCAUGGGAGAUCCAGGAAGAAACAUUUACACUCCUGGAACUAAAGGAAGUCCCGGAGAAAAUGGUUUGCAUGGUAUGAAGGGCAUGCCUGGAAGACCUGGACCGCCGGGUUUGAUGGGCUUACCCGGCUUUAAGGGAGAUGUUGGUGAAGCAGGAUACCCAGGAGAAGCAGGUUUUCCUGGUGCGCGCGGAGAAAUGGGACAAAAAGGAGAUCAAGGAAAUCCUGGUUUGCCCGGUAUUUCUGCAGCGUUUGCCGACCGUGGAGAUCCCGGAACUCCAGGAUUGGAUGGAAUUGCGGGUAGACCUGGCGUACCUGGUCAAAAAGGCGCUCCUGGAAACUACGGAGUCGACGGGUUGCCUGGAUUACCAGGUCCAAGCAUUCCUGGAGCACCAGGUCCAAAAGGUUUUCCUGGCUCGGCAGGUAGACCUGGAUUAGCAGGAGCUCCAGGAUUGCAAGGAAUGAAAGGAGAUGCAGGAAGACCAGGAUAUCGUGGAGCAAAAGGAAUGAGAGGUGCUCCAGGAACUACACCAAUAAGUUUAAAAGGUAUGAAAGGUCAAAAGGGAUUCCCGGGUUUCCCAGGCUUAAAUGGAGCUAAAGGUUUCCAAGGAGAUGCUGGAUUCCCCGGAGUUCCAGGAGUACCUGGGUUAAAAGGAGAAAAAGGAGACUUUGGAGAACCUGGUCUGCCUGGACGUGCUGGACUUCAAGGCCCCAAGGGAAUGAAAGGAGAUUGGGGUGAAACACCAAUUGUGGCUUACGAAUUAUUGAAAGGACAAAUGGGAGAAAAAGGAUUUCCUGGCACAGUGGGUCUACCAGGGCAACCUGGAAUCAUGGGUAAUCCUGGAAGAGACGGACUACCGGGUUUAGUCGGAGACAGUGGAAUUGAUGGUUACAACGGUUUGAUGGGACCUUCAGGACCCAAAGGUCAACCAGGUUUGCCAGGAAGACCUGGCUUUCCAGGAGCUAUCGGCAGAAAAGGUAUUGCCGGUAUUAGAGGAGAUCCGGCUCCGGUCGGUUAUCCUCCAAGAAGAAGAGGAUUUUUCUUCACGGUUCACUCUCAAACAGAUGAAGUGCCUCCUUGCCCUCAAGACACCACGGUGCUUUGGGACGGCUAUUCCCUUCUUCAUUUUAUGGGUAAUGCAAAAUCACACGGUCAAGAUUUGGGAGCGCCUGGAAGUUGCCUUCGUAAAUUUUCAACCAUGCCAUUUAUGCCGUGCAAUUUGAACAAUGUGUGUGAAUAUUCGUCAAGAAAUGAUUACAGUUAUUGGCUUAGUACAUCUGAGCCCAUGCCAAUGAUGAUGACACCUAUUCAACCACCAGAUUUGAAAAAAUAUAUUUCUAGAUGUGCCGUUUGUGAAGCUCCAACGAGAGUAAUAGCAGUUCACAGUCAAUCAAAUGAUAUACCAAACUGUCCAAACGGUUGGGAAAAUCUUUGGAUCGGUUACAGUUUCUUGAUGCACACGGCUUCCGGUGCUGACGGUAGUGGUCAAUCUCUAAUAUCUCCAGGAUCAUGCUUGCUCGAAUUUCGUCCUACACCUUUCAUUGAGUGUCAUGGCGUUGGUCGGUGUAACUACUUUUCAAAUUCUUAUUCGUACUGGCUUUCAACUCUAAACGAACGUGAUAUGUUCAGUAAACCACGUCAGCAAACUCUUAAAGCUGGCCUAUUAGAAACCCGCAUAAGUAGAUGUUCAGUUUGUAUGAGAACAAAUGAUUUCAAUAGAAGAAGACAAAAUUUUUCAGCCGCUGAAUAUUAUCAAAGAAGAGCAUCAAGAAACACUAAAACCAAAUUAUUAAAGAGAAAAAGUAAAAAUCCAAGGAGAAUUGAUCUUUUCAAGGCUUUAAUAUAG